Sceloporus undulatus (fence lizard) is the source of this 1463-nucleotide messenger RNA. Its product is annotated as adenine phosphoribosyltransferase-like. Lineage: Eukaryota; Metazoa; Chordata; Lepidosauria; Squamata; Phrynosomatidae. Gene Ontology annotation, molecular function: adenine phosphoribosyltransferase activity. Bases 345 to 968 code for a protein of 207 amino acids. The transcript is spliced from 6 exons. The record is from RefSeq and is a predicted model, not a curated record.
CAGCCCUCAGCUGAUUUAUCCUCUGUCUUUCUCCCUUUGGGGAAUGAAUUGUGAAUAGCUUCCCUUUCAGCCACCAAAGGACUGGCUUUGGGCCUCCUCCAGAGAAAGGAUAGACCGCCCCAGCUGUUCAGAUCCGUGGCCAAGAAACCAUCCCUCUCACUUGGCUCGGCUGGCCCUUCGGCCGUUCCAAAGUCCGCUUGCAGGCUGCGUCUUAGAAGAGGCCUGGGGAAGGGGUGCUUUGGCCUGUCCGGAGUCCAGACGUCCAAUUCUUCCUUUGAGUCCAGCUAUUGCAUCUAUCUCACCUUGAAGUUUAAGGGCGUGCGCUUCUCUUUGCUGCCGCCACGAUGCCAAUGGACUUGACGUGGGUCCCUGACUCUCGAGAGCCAGGCUGGUACCUGACGCUGAUGGCCCCCAACGUCAAGGGCCCCAAAUAUGCCUGGCUGGACCCCUCCCGCCUCUAUUGCCACCACCAGGCUUUGCAUGACUGCGUGGAAGACCUGAUCCAGCCCUUCCAGAGCGACACCAUUGACCAGGUUGCCGGAAUCGACGCCAUGGGCUUCAUCCUGGGUGCAGCCAUUGCCAACACACUGCAAAAGGGGUUUGUGGCCAUCCGGAAAGCAGGCCACCUUUGCGUGGAGACCCUCACCCAGCCUUACCGGGAUUAUUCCGGCCUGGACAAGGUGAUGGAGAUGCGGACAGACACCAUCUCACCGGGCCUUCGGGUCUUACUGGUGGACCAGUGGGUGGAAACUGGAGGAACCAUGCAGGCCGCCAUCCAACUGGUGGAGCAACAAGGAGGGAUAGUCGCAGGCAUCGCUGCCAUCUGCAUUGAAGACAGCGAAGGAGGACAGUGGUUGAAAGACAACUACAAAUGGAGCCACUGCGUCCCGCCAGAGCGGAUGCCCCAAUUCAACGCUCAUCAGCUGGACUCCAUUGAAAAUGGCGACUCCGAACAAGGCUUGGAGUAACUCGAACUCGGCACGCUUCAUAGCUGGGGUGAGGGGAAAAUGUCCUGACUUGCCGUUUGUCUACUAAGAUACCAAAAUCAGAACAGUUCAAAAACAGAUAGCCAUGUUGGUCUGGCUCAGGGUUGUCUGGUUAAAACCAGGUCGGUUUAAACUAACCUGGUUUAAACCAUGGUUUAAUAUAACCUAUACACACAAACAUGUAUUGUAACCCUCUUGCUGGAACGACCAUGGCUGUUUGGGUUUUAAAUAUGUAACUUUAGCAAGUUCAUUGGCAGCAUUCAGCGCCGUUUGCUCCUUUUUAAUCACUUUGUUCUAUAUGCAAGAAAGCAUCCAGAAACAAAUUCCCUCCAUGAACAUUUAAGUUCAACCCAAACAACUUGCUGUAAAAGAGACCUUUUCCAAAAGAAAUACUUAUUAAUUUAAGCUAGUAGCCAUAACCUCUGAGCUGUAUUUUGCUACUUAGUUUUCCGAGUCCUAUAUUAAUGUCAUCCUACA